AUGAGUUUCCAUAGCGACGUUUACUCCACGAGCUCCUACCGGAAGUUCUUCGGGGACUCCUCUCGGGUGUCCGCUCCCCCGCUCCGGUCCUCGUCGGGUUACCGGGUUUACGGAGGCGGUUACCGGGGCCGCGUGCACGCCGGUUUGUCCUCCUUGGCGCCGGACGCGGCGGAUCUCGCGCACACGGCGGCGUCGGCCACCGAGCUGAAGAUCGUGCGCACCAACGAGAAGGAGCAGCUGCAGGGCCUCAACGACCGCUUCGCCGCCUUCAUCGAGCGCGUGCGCGAGCUCGAGCAGCACAACCGCGCGCUCGAGGCCGAGGCCGAGUCGCUGCGCCGCAGCCUGGGCUCCGAGCCCGCGCGCCUGCGCGACCUCUACGAGCACGAGCUGCGCGAGCUACGCGAGCGCGCCGACCAGCUGGAGCGCGACCGGAGCCGCGCGCAGCUCGAGAACGCGCACCUCGGCGAGGCGCUCGCGCGCGCCCAGGAGAAGCUACACGAGGAGAGCCGCCUGCGCGACGAGGCCGAGAGAGAGCUGCAGCGCUGCCGCAAGGAGGCGGAGGACGGAGCGCUGCACCAGAUCGAGCUCCAGAAGAGGGUGGAGUCGCUGCUGCACGAGAUCGACUUCGCGCGGAAAGUGCACGAUGAAGAAGUGCGCGAGCUGCAGGCUUCACUGCAAGCCUCUCAGAUAUCUGUGGAGAUGGACGUGAGUAAACCGGAUCUCACCGUGGCUCUGAAGGACAUCCGGGCGCAGUACGAGGUUCUGUCCUCGCGGAACCAGCAGCAGGCGGAGGACUGGUACCGCUCCAAGUUCGCCAGCGUGACCCAGGCGACAUCACGCGACACCGACGCCAUCAAACAGACCAGAGAUGAGCUGAGCGCAUGCCGACGCCAGGUUCAGGCGCGUACGCUGGAGAUCGACGCCCUACGCAAUCACAACGACGCACUCGAGCGGCAGCUGGCCGAGAUGGAGGACCGCCACAGCACCGAGCUCGGAGAGAUGCAGGAGACGAUCGCUCAGCUAGAAGACGCUCUGCGCAGCACUAAAGGAGAAAUGUCUCAUCACCUGCGCGAGUAUCAGGACCUGCUGAACGUCAAGAUGGCGUUGGACAUCGAGAUCGCCGCCUACAGGAAGUUGCUGGAAGGCGAAGAGACCCGUCUGGGCAGUGUGGGCGUGACCACAGUCCAUCCCGCCUACUCUGCUGUUUCCUAUUCGGUGGGACGCGCUUACACCCUGGGUGCCUACAGGAGGGACGUGGCCAAACCUGAGCGUGAGGAGGAAGAGGACGAGAAGGAAGCGGAGGAGAAGGAAGAGGAGGAAGAAGAAGAAGAAGAAGCAGCAGCUGAGGAGGAAGGAGGAGAUGAAGAGGAGGAGGAGGAGAAGGAGGAGGAGAAGGGAGGAGAGGAUGAAGAAGAAGAAGGUGGAGAUGAAGGAGAAGAAGGAGCGGAAGGAGACCAGGUUGAGGAAGAGGAGGUGGUGAAGGUAGAGAAGAAAGAGAAGAAGGAGCAGGAAGAAGAGAAGAAGGAGAUGAAGGAGCAGGAAGAAGAGAAGAAGGAGAUGAAGGAGCAGGAAGAAGAGAAGAAGGAGAUGAAGGAGCAGGUAGAAGAGAAGAAGGAGAUGAAGGAGCAGGUAGAAGAGAAGAAGAAGGACAAGGUGAUGGAGAAAGAGAAAGAGAAGAAGAGCGAAGACAAAGGGGAUGAGGCUAAGGCCGAGAGCAAGGCAGAGAAAACCGAAAGCAGUAAAGGAGACAAGAGCAAGUAAAGACACGCCCUCUCCAGCUGUCCGCCCACAGAUCUGGACUCUAAUCUCAUUCAAUACACCAUCAUCUUCCUCUUCAUCAUCCAUUUAGGAAGUGGUGACCACACAGAUCUCCACAGUAGCUGUAUGUACUUCAAGCACUGACCACUGAAUGUUCAGUAAGAGCCUUAAUGUAGUGACAGUUUAUGAUAUGCGGGUUAGAAACCACGUGCUGGGUCCGACACAGACGAACCCACCAUCGGCUGUUUUAACCCAGUGAGGUUGAGGUUGCUGAGGUUGCUGACCCGGUAUUCCCUGCGGUGAAUGUUAAACUUAACGUGUGGGUAAAAAUAAUUACGUUACUGGGAUGUAGACGUCUGAGUUGCUAUAGUAACAGUGUGCACGUCACGUCACAAAAGAAGCUUCAGGCAGCGCUUUUUCUCGACCAAAUCACCUACUGACAAAGACACGAGCACUCAAACUCGUAUCUGUGUGCUUUUCGAAGUCAUGAGUGACAAAACACAAACUCAUCAAACGUUUCAGUUUCAGAGAUAACGUUUCAGUGAAAUCGCGAGGUCAUUUUUAACUAGCUAGACGUAACCUUAAUAGUGAUGGAGCUGCCCGGAAUUAGGUAGCUUAAUGUUUGCUGUAAAUAUACGUAAGUAGGUAAGAAUUUAAUCUUUAAAAUUUUCUUACAAACAAAACAGGAAUAACAGAGGUAGUUACGUAGCGGCCCACGUUUAGGUAACUUCGGUAAUUUACCGUUGGCUGUAAGUAUAUAAACGUAACGUAAUUUAAUCAAUCUUCACAAAUUUCAUACAAAAAUACUAAUUUGUCUUUACAAAAAGUCAAGCUAGCAUUCUUUUUGUCAGCUAAAUUACACGUUGAUAAUGUUACAGAGAAAUCGCGAGGUAAUUUAUGUCUAGCUAGAAGUAACAUUAAUAGUUAUGUAGUAGCCCUAAACUUGGUAACUUAAUAUCAGCUGUAAGGAUAAUAGUGUUCGAAUUUAAUCUAAUCUAAUCUAAUCUAAUUUGUCUUAUUUAUUCCAAGAAAUAAAACAAAUUUCAACAAAUAUCCCCCCAGAUAACAUUAGCUAGCAUACAUUUUUCAACCAAACUACAUGUCAAUAAUGUAAUUGCCUACAUAAUAUCUCAUUAAUACAGAAAUAUAAUUUCGAAAAGCUUCACUUCAGCCGAUUUCUUUAACUUUUCUGGUUGGUCUGGAAAGAUGGAGUAGAAAACACUAGAAAUGUAGAAAUCUGACGUAGCAUGUCUGUUACCUUUCAAGUCCACAACCCAGUAUGCCCAGUUUGACCCCACAGGUAUCAUUUUUGAAUUGUUUCCAAUUUUCAGCUACAUUUCGGAGGAUGUGGGCGUGGCCUAAACUGUCACUAAUAUAACCACAACCACGUUCUCUUAUACGAAAUUGUACCAAAUUACGCCGAGGUGAAAAAGAUUCCAGUUUUCCAAGAUGGCUGCCUCAGAACAUUCUAGCGUUCAUAUACACGGUGAAGUUUAUGUUUAAGUAGCUACAUUAGCCUUGCCGGUCCCUUACGAAAUUUAGAAAACUAAAGAAAGAUGCCAGACACUAAACACGGCUGAUCAACUACAUUUAUAAUAAGUGGACUAGAAGUUAGAUAUUUUUAUUUUUUACCUUUAAUUGUCUAUAUAAACCUUUAUUAUUAAAUCCAUAAACUCAUUGCCUUUAUUAGUUUAGUGAAGAAAGACGUAAAAUAUUUUCAUCCACCCUUUCACCAUACCAAGUAUUUCAUCACAAACUAAAUCUGUUUUCAUUGUGAUGAAAAAAAGUCACAAUAGCUGUGGGUUCAGGAGUAUAAUUAAACACACUCAAGAGGAUUUCUGUAUUAGAACUAUUUAAAAGGCUUUGGGAGCGUAGACGUGAGAGCUUGCAUUCUGGCAUCGAGUCAGUUCAAGAAAGACACGUUUCUAGAAGUGGUUGCUGCUAUUUAUCGUCCAGGUUCAUAUUUAUCAUGUAUGCUUGUUAAAACGCCUCCUGUUGACCCGUUCAUUUGUAAUAAAUCUUCCUCCAGAUCAGCUGUUCAAGAACAAAGCAGAAAAAUGAUCAAACGUAAGAACAUCGCCACGUCAUCACUCAAGCGCGUGGAAGCCAUGUUUAUAAAAAAAACACCUGCUGAAAGCUUGUUUUGUCCCUGACGUGUUUUUAAGACACCGCGUUUGGUUUUGACGGGUCGACCUCUCUGCACAUGACAGACAGACAGAGAGGCAGUCUCCUAGCUACAGCCAGUAGAUAAGGUCUAUUACUCCACUGUGUAAACACACACACACACACACACACACACACACACAGCUGACGAGCACUCACAAAACCCCAGUGGUAGCGUCACAAAACACUUACAGCCACGAAGGAGGCGUGGCCUUUAUUACUGUCAGUCCCGUGGAAGGAGGCGUGGCCUUUAUUACUGUCAGUCCCAUGGAAGGAGGCGUGGCCUUUAUUACUGUCAGUCCCGUGGAAGGACGCGUGGCCUUUUACUGUCAGUCCUAUGGAAGGAGGUGUGGCCUCUGUACAUGUCAGUCCAAGAAUAGGGGGUGUGGCCUCUGUUUCUGUCAGUCUUAAGUGAAGGAAGCAUGGCCUUUGUUCUUGUCACUCACAUUAAAGGAGGCGUGGCCUUUGUUCCUGUCAGUCCCAGUGGAGGAGGUGUGGCCUUAACACUUUUUCAGAUAAAAUCGAAGAGUUUGCACAACACACUUGAUAUCACAUGAAAGCUGCUGUAUCGUUUCACAUUCCAUCAUCUGCUUUAAAUGUCCGAGUCGACAGGAGGUUCAGUUUAUCUGCAUGGUCUAACUUUUAGAGCUUGCUGUUAGAAGACAGAAUGGAACAGUUUUGCUUGUUGUGUGUGUAAAUAGAGAGAUAAAGUAUUACUGGAAUUGCCUUAAUGGUGAAUGAAAUGCAUUUCCACGUUCGCACUGUAUCAGAAGCGCUUUUAGUCUUCCACUGAGAACGUAAGAGCUGCUCGUUUCUCUCGAAGCCAAAUAAAGCUGUUUAUCAACCAACCUCAUUCUGUCUGUGUGAUGAGUUUAUACCUGUAGUACAAUGCUCGUAGCGUAGUGUAUUA
This is a messenger RNA of Ictalurus furcatus (blue catfish), 4831 nucleotides long. RefSeq lists its product as uncharacterized. The coding region runs from base 1 to 1761 and encodes 586 amino acids. Lineage: Eukaryota; Metazoa; Chordata; Actinopteri; Siluriformes; Ictaluridae. The record is from RefSeq and is a predicted model, not a curated record. The transcript has 4 exons.